Molecule: messenger RNA, 2598 nt
Organism: Acipenser ruthenus (sterlet)
Lineage: Eukaryota; Metazoa; Chordata; Actinopteri; Acipenseriformes; Acipenseridae
Product: epithelial membrane protein 3-like
Exons: 4
Coding region: 1447-1944 (165 amino acids)
Cellular component (GO): plasma membrane
Source: RefSeq, a predicted model, not a curated record
CUCACCUCCCAUCUCUCCUCUCUCUCCUCUCCCCCUCUCAUCUCCCUCUAUCUCCUCUCUCUCCCUCCCUCCUCACCCCUCUCUCCCCUCUUUCUCUUUCUCUCUCUCCUCUGCCCCUCUCCCCUCUCUCUCCUCUGCCCCUCUGUCCUCUCCCCCUCUCUACCCCCCCUUCUCUCAGUGUGUUUUUGCUCACAGUAUUCACUAUUCAGAGUCUCACACACAGACAGGAAGCUGACACACAGACUCAGAGGGGAGUGGACGCGUCUUGUUUUGAUCCGAACCAAGCGUUUAAACAUCGUCUGAACUGAAGGAGUUGUUUUAGCAGCGCUAAACUUUCUAAAGGAAUGAUUGUAUCAACAUUAAACAUUUUACAAGAACUAUAUCAACUUUUAAAGGAAUAUUUGGAGGAGUUAUUUUGUCCAUGUUAACUGUUUAAAGAAAUAGUGUCAUUUGCAGUAUACUUUUUUAAAAGGAUCAUUGCAUCUACAUUCAACUUUACAAGAAUUGUCUACAAGAACUGUUUUCUAAACUUCUAAAAGUAGAUUUUACAGGAAUCAUUUCAUCUGUGUUGAACUAUAAAAAGGAAUAGUUUUAUCUACACUGAACUUUUUACAAGAUCUAUCAAAACUUUUUAAAGGAAUAAUUUUAACUACACUGGCCUUUUUAAAGGAAUUGUUUAUUUUAUGUUAAAUUUUAAGAAGGAACUGUAUAAUCUGCAGUAAACUGAGUUUUAUUUGUGUAAAACUUUCUGAAGGAACUAUUUUAUCUUCAAUAAAUGUUUCUGGAGGAAUUAUUCUAAAAGGCAUCACUUGUUGGACAAUAUUUUAACCCAGGCUUCAUUUUGAACCUUCCUCAUUAUUUUUAUUUCUGAAGGCUUUUCAAGGAGCUGUUUUAUCAUUUUUUAAAUGUUAAACUUUUGAAAGCAAUCAUUUUAAAAGAAUCAUGUAAUUCUUUUAAUAAUUUGUCAAUCCUCACAAUUCAAACUUUAACAAAAAACAUUUUCUAGAACCCAUCUAGAAUCCUGUUUUUUUUUAUAUAUAUAUAUAAAUCACACUAGACUUUAGAAACGAUUUUAUCUGCUCUAAACUUUUAAAGGAAGAGGUUUAUCUGAGUAGAUGUAAAUUUGCAGGUUGCAGUUUAACCUUUUGAAAAGUCUGGAGUGAACUUUAUUUUAAAGAAACUGUCUUCACUAAACAAAGGUGAAAACAAAUUAAAGGAGCGGCCUAUUUUUUUUUGUCCAACCAGUAUAAAGAACGACUUAUUUUUUUGACCAAACAAUUGAAAAAAUGGCCUAUUAUUUGGAUUAACCUAAUUUUUGACCAGCAAUUGAAGGAACUACCUAAGCUUUGGACCAGCCUGUUAUAUUGACCAACAUUGCAAGGACCUCAUUGUGACCGAUCUAUUUUUGUGACCGUCCUGUUAUUGUGAGCAGCCCCUCCGCUCAGCAUGACUGCACUGCUAAUUGCAGUGACUGUGCUGCACCUCCUGUCUCUCGCCAUGCUCUUCACUGCCAUGCUGGACAAGGUUUGGUGGGUCUCUCCUGCAGUCAGAAACACUGACUUGUGGUAUAACUGUCUCUACACCAAUUACACCGGCACCUGGCUCUGUGCAAACUCUGCAGACAACGACUGGCUCCACGCAGUGCAGGCUCUGAUGGUUGUAUCAGUUCUGUUCUCUGCUGUCUCGUUCCUCCUCUUCCUGUGUCAGCUCUACUCACUGCGCAGGGGGGGCCUCUUCUACAUCACGGGAAUGUUCCAGAUAUUCGCAGGGUUGACAGUGUUCUCUGCCUCUCUCAUCUACUCUCUUCACGCUCCUGAGAUUCUGAGCGACUCUUCGCUGCCCCCCGCUGGUCACUUUGGGUACUGCUUCGUUGUGGCAUGGCUGUGCGUCCCGGCCUUGCUGUUCAGCGGAGUGCUCUACAUCCACCUGAGAAAGAAAGAGUGAAACAGAACAGAAUGGAGGAGUGAAGACCCCCUCCUCUAUCCUCUUCUCCCUCACCCACCCCUUUACCCCCUCUCUCAAUUGAAUCACAUGAUCUAUAUUGGCAUAACAAGUCAUAUAAGCAUUGCCAGCCAAUGUACAGAAAUAGUGAACAUUUAUAGAGACAGAGAGAGAGGAGAGAGAAACAAAAUAGUCUGCUAAUGAAUAUAAACCUAUCCCUGUAAUUACUGUUAAUUGCAUUGCAGGACUGACAUUACUAUAAGGGGUAGAGACAGAUGGAAUGAGGAGAGGGAGAGAAGGAGAGAUAGAAGGGGAGGGAAUGUGGUAGAGUAAGACAUUGUGCGUCUCUGUGUGUCUAUUUGUAGCUCAUAUACUCAUCACUACUCAGUUAGAAGGUUAUAAUGAAACUGGCUCCCUAUGGAUGCCAUGAUGGCUCUAAAGGCUCCAUGCUUCUCUAUAGGAGCCAAACUGCAUGCUGGAGCCAAGAUGCCACCAGUCUCCUCAAUGCUGUCUGAAUACCUGUGGCUGUCUUAUCUUAUAUUCUCAGAUUCCAUGUUUUACAUCUAAAUGUUAUUUUGUUUGUUUGUUCUUUGCUAAGAUGCUUUUUGUUACACUUUUCUGUAAUAAUUUUUAAAAUAUAAUAGUUCUUUUUUUCAA